This is a messenger RNA of Trichomycterus rosablanca, 1070 nucleotides long. It is a transcript of the gene ppie, whose product is annotated as peptidylprolyl isomerase E (cyclophilin E). Bases 55 to 966 code for a protein of 303 amino acids. NCBI's taxonomy places the organism in Eukaryota, Metazoa, Chordata, Actinopteri, Siluriformes, Trichomycteridae. Gene Ontology annotation, biological process: protein folding; protein peptidyl-prolyl isomerization. The record is from RefSeq and is a predicted model, not a curated record. Gene Ontology annotation, cellular component: intracellular membrane-bounded organelle. The transcript has 10 exons. Gene Ontology annotation, molecular function: peptidyl-prolyl cis-trans isomerase activity; RNA binding.
CACAAUGCAGGUGGGAAAAACACACUGUUGAAGUCCGGUAUAGAAAAAAACAAGAUGGCUGCCGCGGUGAAGCGUGUGUUGUACGUUGGUGGUCUGGCCGAGGAGGCGGAUGAGAAAGUGUUACACGCUGCAUUUAUUCCAUUCGGUGACAUCACUGACAUUCAGAUCCCUCUGGAUUAUGAGACUGAGAAGCAUCGUGGUUUUGCGUUCAUCGAGUUCGAACUGGCUGAGGAUGCAGCAGCGGCCAUCGACAACAUGAACGAGUCGGAGCUGUUCGGUCGGACGAUCAGAGUGAACAUCGCCAAACCCAUGAGGAUAAAAGAGGGCUCGUCUCGACCUGUCUGGUCUGAAGACGACUGGCUGAAGAAGUUCUCAGGGAAGACGACGGAGGAGACCGAGGAGGCCGAGUCGGCAGGGGACGCGACCAAAACCACCACUCAGGAUGGUGAGCCGCCGGCCAAGAAGGGCAGAGCCAACCCUCAGGUCUACAUGGACAUCAAGAUCGGCAACAAACCGGCGGGGAGGCUGCGCAUGCUGCUCCGGGCCGACGUGGUUCCCAUGACUGCAGAAAACUUCCGGUGCCUGUGCACACACGAGAAGGGUAUCGGCUUCAAAGGCAGCAGUUUCCACCGGGUCAUCCCUCAGUUCAUGUGCCAGGGAGGAGAUUUUACCAACCACAACGGCACGGGCGGCAAAUCCAUCUACGGCGGCAAGUUCGAUGAUGAGAACUUCGUCCUCAAGCACACCGGACCAGGUCAGCUGUCGAUGGCGAACUCCGGGCCGAACAGCAACGGCUCUCAGUUCUUCAUCACCUGCGAUAAAACCGACUGGCUGGACGGGAAGCACGUGGUGUUCGGGGAGGUGAUGGAGGGUAUGGACGUGGUGCACGCCAUGGAGGCUCAAGGAACUAAAGAUGGAAAACCCAAACAGAAAGUCAUUAUAUCUGACUGUGGGGAGUACGUCUGAGUGUGUGUGUGUGUGUGAGUGUGUGUGAGUGUGUGUGAUUUGGAUCUACACCUGUUUUGUAUGACUGAUGUGUAAAUAUUGAAUAAAUCUUUUUUUAUUUUGAA